This is a messenger RNA of Theobroma cacao (cacao), 1555 nucleotides long. Lineage: Eukaryota; Viridiplantae; Streptophyta; Magnoliopsida; Malvales; Malvaceae. The record is from RefSeq and is a predicted model, not a curated record.
UGGAAAUGGUUUAAGGUAAACUAAAAUUUCUUAAACAUUUAUAGCUUGAGUAUAAGAAUCUAUUAAAAAUGCAACUAAAGGAUAAUUUUUGUCAUUAUUCUAUUGGAAACGAUAGAAUUGUUUAGGUGCUUUAGAUGAAACUUACAUUAAAGUCAAUGCCUUGAAAAUUGAUAAGCCUAGAUACAAAACAAGGAAGAAUGAAAUUGCUACAAAUGUGUUAAGGGUAUGUUCACAGGAUAUGCAAUUCAUAUAUAUCUUACUUGGAUGGGAGGGUUCUACUUCAGACUCUAGGGUUCUUCGAGAUGCAAUAUCUAGAAGCAAUGGAUUGAAAGUCCCAAAAGGUUUUUUCUACUUAUGUGAUGCUGGGUAUACAAAUGGAAAGGGAUUUUUAACUCCAAAUAGAGAUGGAAGUUGCAUCAUCUCAAGGAUUAGGAAGGACAAGCAAAAGAUCCACCCAUCAGUGGACACCUACUGAAGAUGGAGUCUUAAUUGACUACUGCAUUGAUCUUGUGAAUGAAGGAAGUUGGGGUAGAGAUAAUGGGACAUUCAAGCCUGGUUACUUGCAACAACUUGAGAAAUGGAUGAAAGAAAGGAUCCCAAAUUGCAACAUAAGGGCUAUCCCCCAUAUUAACUCUAGAAUGAGGUUGUUGAACACACAAUAUAGGGAAAUUGCUAAGAUGAUAUCGCAUUCCGCUUCUGGAUUCUGUUGGGAUGAUGUCAAGAAAUGUGUUACUUGUGAUGAUGAUGUUUGGAUUGGUUGGGUUAAGAGUCACCCAGCUACUACAGGACUUAGAAACAAGCCUUUCCCUCACUUUGAUCAGUUAGCCAUUAUAUUUGGGAAGGAUAGAGCAACUAGGGAAGGAGCAGAGUCACCAGUUGAUGUAAUGGAGAACAUAGAAACUAAGGAAGUUGCAUUUGCAGCAACAGGGGUAGCUUCAGAAGCUUUCAUUGCAUUGAAUGUUGAUGAAGAUGACAAUGGUGAUGAUGAUGUUUCUCCUGCUCAAGCUACCAAUAGUGAGGGAUCCACUGCUGCUAGAUGAAGGACUAUAAAGCAAGGUGACAGAGAGGUGAGUCGCAAAAAAAAACUAAGACAAAAAGUAAUGGUGACAACAUUGUUCAUGCAUUCCAAUCUAGUGUGGAUAAGAUUGGAGAAAUCUGUCAAGGUGUAAGGGAAGGAAUUGAUAAAUUAGCAAGUUGUUUUCAAUUCACGGCUGAAGAUACGAGGUUGAAAAAGCGUGUAGCUGAGAUAGUUCAGGGAGUUGAAGGUUUGACUCCCGAAGAAAUUGUUAAGGCUAGACAUAUCGUCUAUAGUGAUAUGUGGAAGAUAAAUUAUCUAUUUUCAUUGUUAGAGGAGUUGCAGAAAAUUUAUGUGAAGGCUUUGCUUAAUGGCUCAAUCUAAAGCAAUGAUGGGUAUUGUUAUUGCAAAGAACUAGUUAUCAAUUUAGGGUGAACUUUAACAGUGUUAUUAACUUUGAACUCUUUUGUAUUUUAACAAUGGUGUGUCUAUCCUUUACGUGACUUCAACUUUGGUUUUAUUAGAACUUUAUGACUUUUG